Molecule: messenger RNA, 1263 nt
Organism: Lecanosticta acicola
Lineage: Eukaryota; Fungi; Ascomycota; Dothideomycetes; Mycosphaerellales; Mycosphaerellaceae
Source: the annotation of a GenBank genome assembly
AUGAGGUGGACUGCUGCAUGGAGACGACCGCUGCUUGAAGGCGAAGGAGCACGGAGAUCGCGAUUGAGGCCCCUGUCUGCAAAGUACAGCACGAAGCCUCAACGGUCCACAAAUCCAAGCCAGCAGCAAUCCCAAAGAAACGCGUCCGAAUCGUCUCGAGAGAUCACAGAAGUGCCGUCAGAGUGGGCUGCUCAGGCUCGACAUUACUUGCGCGCCAUCCUACGCGAAUGCACAUAUCUCCCUGAUCCCCAGGCUCGCCGUUACAUCAGUCAAUACGCCCUCUCGCGAUUCCGGAAGUCCGACUUCAAAUUCAAGAACCCCGACAACAAUGAGGAACAAGACCUCGAGGCCGAGAAGAGACGGCUGCACAAAGACGCGCAAAAGCAGUUGAACAAGCUGGUUAGGGCCAACAAUGGAGAUCGAAGACCGCUCUUGAAGGUCCUGCUGGCAGCCUAUGGCAGAGAGGGGAAGCGAAGACGUGAGCUCAUGCAGCUCUGGAUGCCUAUUGCUGGAAAACAGAAGAUCGAUACAAUCUUGUCAGAAGCAGCAAAUAGAGCUGAAGUACCCGAGAAGGACGCAUUGGGCCCUUUGGAAGCUUGCGGGACCGAAGCUUCGAACCGUAGGAGCGAAGACAGCCAGAUUCUCCCGCGACUCUCGCCUGCGAUGGACGCUCUUGUUAAAUCUCAAGCGCAGGCAGCUCCACCAUAUCUCACGAGGCCUAAUCCCAAGAAGCUGAGCCCAAACGUGCCCGUCUUGAACGCCAAACUGAAGCCAAUGCCCAAAUCGCGCGUGAGAAAUUUGACUAAGAAAUGGUACGCGGAUAUUCUCGACCGCGUGCUGCCACCGCUACCUACCGAGGAAUGGCAUCGGCUACGCUAUCUUGCAAGUGGGAAAACUCUGCUUGGACCAUUGCCUCAACUACGAAGUCGUGAAUCAUCUAUCAGAGCAGGGUACGGUGCGCAUUCCAGUGCACUUGAGACCGUGGUGGCGAAAGGUAUACGCAAACUCGACAAGGAAUCAUGGGUCCAAGUAUCGCACCGGGAGAAGAUCACGCCGCGCUUCAUGCAACGUCUCUAUGCUCAAGUAUUCGGGCAGUGCCCCUUGAUGGACUGGGACGAUUCGAAAAAUCGAUGGAACAUUACUUGGGGACACUAUGCUUUGCACAAAACGCAACAGCCCGAGCACUCUUUUGCCGCAAAGCACCUGCCGUUCAAGUCCAGUUCAGACUCCACGGCGGAGACUGAACAAUCGACUCCGGGCUAG